This is a messenger RNA of Penicilliopsis zonata CBS 506.65, 4986 nucleotides long. RefSeq lists its product as hypothetical. The coding region runs from base 334 to 4920 and encodes 1528 amino acids. The record is from RefSeq and is a predicted model, not a curated record. The transcript has a single exon. Lineage: Eukaryota; Fungi; Ascomycota; Eurotiomycetes; Eurotiales; Aspergillaceae.
AAAUCAUUAGGCCCAGAUUCUAUAAACAUCCUUACUUCGUAUAGACCAGCCAUCUUAGCCACUGCUGUCUAUACCUCAUAUACCCCUGUUAACCCUCCAUGCGUGUUUGAUCAUGACUGGCCAGUCUCACAGUUCACGUUCACAGCCGCCGCCCAGGGCGCUUGCAGUUGGCAAAUCGACUCUUGUCUGCCCCAUUGACCGCCAUGGAUUGUUUGAGGGCUGAAUCCAGCCUGACGAGGCUGAAAUUCCCCCGCUUCCACUGCUGUCUUACACCGUCACCUCUCCCUCAGCAAUCGAAAUGCCCGACUUUCCAUCCAAACACCAUCUGGAAACAUGAACUACACUUCGGAGAACCUGCGAACGGACUUGCUGGUCGAACAGCUGAAGAAAGACACGACAGAUGGGCGCGAGAAACAAGCGCUGCAGGCGCUGGUGACACAGAUGGUGAAGCUGUUCAGGGAUGACCCGCGACCUUCGUACUGGGAAGAGGCAUCAACGAUAUGCGAAGUCACCUCCCCAGAGGACUAUCAUGCUCUACUGCUUGCCUUCUAUCAAGCAAUCAGCGCAGCUCAGUCGCCUCCAGACCUGGAGCUUUUGCGGUGCUUUGCUGCCUGUCUUCGCCAGAGCAAGGACGCCAUCUCCGGGCUAGGGGCUCCAUUGAACACCCUUCUCGGCUUCCUCACCCAUGCAACCAGCUUCAACGAGCUCGAAACCCAGUACUGCCUCCUCCACACGAUCGGAACGGUUCUCGAUGCGAUGGUGGAUAUCAAAGUGUCUGGCAUCGACAAGCAGACAGUCCAAACCCCGAUCAAGAACAGACUCGAGGCCCUUAAAGGCCACCACGAACCACGCACUGCUUUGGCAGCCCGGUAUGCCCUCCAGGCUUUAGAUCGCAUUCCGGACAACGAUAGCCCUUGGCAAGUGUUCUGCCAGCAGGGGGGCACGGCCAUCUCCGCCGCGGCGAAGGUCUCGACGGCCGCUCUCAACCUCGACUUCGAGACCCUUCUCAAAGCCGUACCCGAUCUGCGGGAGCUGUACGCCUUCUUUGCCGAUGUUGCAGACAAAUGGACCGAACGGUGGAGGGAGAGCGAAGGUGUCAAGGACUUUAUUGCUUUGCUGCGAGGCGUCUCGGAGCGGAAGGGUUGGUAUGAUGCCCUGCGCAUCUCUGAUGCCUUUGUCCAGUCAGGGGCGCUUGCCGCAUUGCAAGCCUUCGUCUGUCCAUCCAAAUGGCAGCAGGACGGCCUGUUCUGGUGUGGGCUGUACAGCCAGCUUGAACGGCGAUGGAUCACUAGUGAUUCACCUGCCAGAGACCAGGUGCAGAGCUUUAUCAACUGGACCUUGCAGCAGCCUUUCUUACAAGCCAUGCUGGUAAAGAGCAACGCCCUUCUCCCCUGCUGGAUUCACAUUGUCGCCGACACGAUGAAACAGCCUCACUGGAAGAAGAAUCUGCCCACCCUGAAACGCAAAUUUCCCUUGUGUUUUCUCUCGGACAAGAAGCAGUAUGAUUUCCAGAUGAAGGCGCUGCCUCACGAAUACCAGAAACAGACUCGUCUUAAGGACGACUGCAAUCUGCUUCAAGCAGCUAAACUACAAUGUCCUGACGCCUUGUUGUUCUUUGCCGAUAUCAAGCUUCGGCAGUACUACACCCGUCAGAGUCGGCUGGAUAUCAAACGUCUCUCGGGAGCAACCAUUCCUAUAGACAGCUGCUAUAUCAAUCUUUCCCUUGUUGAGAAGCCUAUGGGCAAGGACCAACAGGAUCGUCAAGGCGCGCUCUCGCUCUUGCAACGAAUGAAGCAGGAGACACCUAGCGCAGACAAGAAGGAGGUCCUCUUAGUCGACCUCUUCAAACCUCGUAAGCUGCCUGGUGGCAGCUAUGGCCGACCAAAUCGCAUACUCAUUCGCGGGCGUGCUGGGGUCGGAAAGACGACGCUGUGCAAGAAGAUCACCCACGAUUUCUAUACAAACCAGCUUUGGGCAUCGGAUUAUGAUCGCAUCCUGUGGCUUCCACUGCGUAAACUCCGGGAGGAAUAUUCCCUCGACCAGUUCCUCAAGAAGGAGUAUUUCGACGGCACGCCAGAAGCCGAUGCUUUGUGUCGUGAGCUUCAAGACUUGAACCACACCCGGACUCUGUUCGUGCUUGAUGGCCUGGAUGAAAUUAUCCACGACCAGAGGCCAGGAGGGAGUGUGAGUGAAGCUUUUGAGUCGCUAUUGAACCGGAGCAAUGUGAUCAUCACCUCCCGACCAUACGCCGUAUUUCCUGCUGGCCUGGAGAAAUAUCAUCUUGAGAUUGAGACAAUCGGGUUCCAUGAUCAUCAGAUCACUUCCUACGUUCAUAACGUCGUGAGUAAUGGUACGAUAAGGGAUCAGAUCAAAGACUUUAUCAACCGUCAUUGGAUCAUCAAGAGCCUUGUUCAGAUUCCCAUUCAAUUGGAUGCCGUCUGCUUUACAUGGGGAGAAGGAUUAGAACAAUCACCAGAGGAGACCGAAAGCUUGACCACCAUGACAGCUCUUUACCAGGCGAUUGAAAUCAAGUUAUGGAAUAAGGAUCUGCUCCGACUAGACACUAGGGUUAACGAAACCCUCUUGACAGAGGAGAGGGCCAGGCUUUUUCGCAGUCGACAGCUCAUAAAAGCCCAGGCGCGGGAGGAUCUGGAGAUGGUUGAAUUUAUCGCCUUCUUCGGCAUGUACCACAACAUCACCGAGUUCAAUGUGCGGACGCGCCAUUCGAUUGACAAUCACUUUGGGAAACCCUCAGAAGACAACCUGCGGAAAACUUCCUUCUUACGAAGCUCUGACGCGUCCGAGGGACACCAUAAUCAAGACUACUAUUUCCUCCAUCUCACCUUCCAAGAAUACUUUGCCGCGCAAUAUUUCGUCCACCGGUGGAUUCAUGGCCAAGAUCUUGAGACUCUAGAUCACAGAUCAGGCAAACUGAUAUCAAUACGACCAACAGACUUCCUCGCCAGGGAGAAAUACAAUGGCCGCUUCGAUAUCAUGUGGCGAUUCGUGACUGGGAUUCUGCACUCAGAAGAUAAAGACUACCUGGUCUCAUUCCUCGAGACGAUAAACAACGAACCGAGGGACUUGUUUGGCCAAGUGCAUUCUCGGCUUCUUAUGCAUUGCUUCUCCGAGAUUCUACCAGUGGACGAUUCUCCUCGUUUGAUGCAUUUGAGCAAGAUCCUUGAGAGCGAACUCGCUCAACUUUUGAUUGUUCAAAGUCAAUAUUUUAUCAGAAAUCUGUUAGCUUCAGAGAUGGAAUUCCCCGAGCAUAUCCUAUCAACCCUCAUCCAGAAAGGAUCAACUGCCCAGAAAAAGGCUGCUCUAGGAGCGAUUAGUAAUCGCUCUCAUAUAUCCCCAGGUCUUUUCCGUUGUGUCCGGGAUAUCUUCAACUCCAGCCAUCUCGACGACGAGGAGAAGCUGAAAGGGCUGGCUGCCCGGGUUAUUUGUCAGAAUCCAAACCUUUCCCAACAAUCUGCCAUCGAUUGCAUACGCCAUUCAUCUCGAUAUGUCUCUUAUAAUGCCCUCAUCAAGCUGCGAAAUCAAACAAGCUUACCGGAGAAUAUACUUCGUGAGGUGGUAUCUGUAUUUAACGGCGAACAUGGCGACGAUGCAUCUUCUGUCGUUGCAAGCCAAGCCAAUCUCCCUGAAUCUAUUAUUGAUGAUCUACUCUCGCUUCUGCAAGACAAAAAUGGGAAGAUUCGUGAAAAUGCCGUCCAUGCAUUGAAGAGGCAGUUCUUACUUUCUCAGACUGUUUUCAAUCACAUCGUCGACCUCCUUGAUGAUCAAGAUGAAGAAAUUCAGGGCGCUUGCCUUUGGGUUCUCCAGGAACAUUGCAAUUUACCUCAGGACAUCAUCAAGAAAGUGGCAUCACAGUUUGAGACAUCGGCAAGUGACUAUAUCGUUUACAUGGCAGGUAGCGUUCUAGAACACCAGAAUACUUUACCUGAAAGCACCUUGGAACAGGUAUGGCGUGUACCUGGAGAUAGCCAUGACGCCUGGCAGAAAGGAUUCGAUAUUCUGCAUAAACAUGGUCUUGUCUCCCCGCAGGAAUGCUUGGCCAGAUUCAAAAUAUUAAAAUCCCCAGAUCGUUUUGCUAUUGCCGCAACAUAUAAAUUGUUUCAAUAUGAGCUCCCACCACCAGAAGAGAUCUUUCGGCACUGCGUAUCCCUGAUAGAGCCUGAUGCACCCCAAGAUCUUCAAAGAGAUGCGUGUCGCGCUUUGAUGCAGUCUAAAUCCCUGCCUGUCGAUGUCUUGAGGACUUUGUUUGGUCAGUUCGACCAGUUGAGUCAAAAUAUCAAAGUCAAUAUCCUCGGAAUUCUCCAAAACCAAAAAGCCCUGCCCCAUGAUAUUAUGACGAGUCUGUGCAGUCGAAUUGCGGGGGAAGGCGAUCAAACCCUGAAAUCAUGGAUAAUCCCAGCUCUUCACACUCACACCGAAUUACCCGAGAACGUUUUAGAGGCUCUAAUCGUUCUUGUAGGGGAUGAUAGUCUUUGGAAUGGAGAUCCAGCAUCCGACCUUCUAUGCCAACAGACGAGUCUGCCUUCCAAGAUUUUGGACUCAGCAGUAGCUUUGCUCAGCUCAGGGAAAUUCAAAGUCAAUUAUAAUGCCGCAAGAAUAUUGAUGAAGCACGCGGAUUUGGAAAAACAAGUACCACGGUGGAAUUCGCACUUUUGGGUCGGGUUAUUCAGAGCCUUUUUUUUCCAACCUCUUGAAGGGUUACUCUGUUCGAAAGACAGAGACUAUAUUUAUAUCACUACCACUGAACGUUCCUGGAAGAUCAGUAUCAAGGAGGAGGAACAGCGGUAUAAAUUGAAAGCUGCGCUUGAAGCUAUACAAGGGGAUCUUGAUGCUUUAUUGGGAGACAAAUGGAAUGAGCUCGGCUUUGCCACUCUUCCCAGGAAGAGUGAACUGCAUGGAUAAUAGUAUAUAUUAUCCUCAUUUUAAUCAAUGAUACCAUUCACAAGUAGGACAGUAUAAUAGGCAGUC